AUGAGGGGAGAAGGGCAAAGAGGCCGCGCCGAGAUCACGGAACUAGGUAGACUAGCCGCUGUAGAUCACCAGAAAGUGUCGCAUUGGUCGCCAGAUGAUUAAGGCUAGUUGAUCACUAUCCCAUGUAGAGUAUGCUGAGUGGGUUCAUCCCUCUUAUUGCAAGGGAAUUUUGAGGGGAAGAAUUUGGUGCGGCCACUCAAAAAUCCCGGAUAGUGGAAAACUAGCGUUAAGAUGAGCCCGAUUGUUACCUGCCCUUCGAACAACUUGUCGCGGAGAUAAAACGCUUGGCCAUAGAAGAGGGCCUUCUAGGUGGACCAACAGCUACAUCUUCAAACACAACCACUAGUACAACAACUGGACAGAGUACAACAACAGAACAACCAGCUUCGUCACAGGACGUUGAGCAGGAACGGGUUGUGCGGGAGCUGACUGAUCUGCCAGCAAUCAAAGCUCACCUCCUACGGUGCUACGAACGCAAACGCCUGGCUUUUCUUACCUUCUUGGCGAAAUGCCUAUGCCGUACAGUAGAUGGGGGACUGCGACCGCGUGACUUCCUCUUUCUGAAAUACUGGACGCCGGCUCCGUUUCUUUUAAGGCUAGUAUACAGCUAAUAAGCGCAUCUUAUUCCUUAUCACACUAUCUCUAUCACAUUGAAAGAUCAUCUUUUUCCACCACUUAUACUCGCCUACUAGCUACUAGUCUACUUUUACUACUAUUAAAAAUGUUCUAUCCUUUACCUACACUCCUGUAGCGCUACUCUAUCCUUUACCUACAUUCCUUCCUUUUUCUUUUCCUAGUUAGUUUGGCUCCACCCAUACUAUUAAAAAUGUUCUUUUUCUACUUGAAAAUGAAGCACCUUGUUCCAAGGCAGGAUACUAUGUAUGAGACUCUCAGAGGAUCAUGCUCGUCUCAGGGAAGGCGCGAACGCGUUAUCAAGAAUACUGCUACUCUCAAAGGGCAGGAAGAUGCGAACUAUUGCUAGUCGUUGUAAAUGCUCUAAUCCUCAAUAUGCCAAGUGAUCGCCAUUGCCUCAACGAACUGCAAGCAGAGCUGCGCGAUUUGUAUCAGGGUAACGACAUGUGGGUCUGGAAAAAUUUGGAUGCGGAUUUGAGCCAAAAAGUGAUCUACUCAGAACUGGAGGCAGCGGUUGCGAAUUUGCUCAAAUUUCGUAGGAAAUCUCUAUUAAGGUGUGCGUAGUAGUUUUUUGCUGGAGAAUAGUAGUACAACGGAACUAACUACUUCGGUCUAGAAGUCUUCUCAACAAUUAUAUUGAAUAUUAGACUUAUCUAUCGGUAUCGCUUAGGGAGAGUAAGUUUCUUGAAUUCUAAGGCCAAUGAGAUUGUUAUGGAUUGUAGUUGUUCAACACAGACCAAGGGGGGCUCUUUCUAACUUCAGCGGCAACGACAAAAAUGCUGAAGCAAGCUGGGGGAACGAUUGCUGGCUAUUUCGAUCCCCCGACGUUGCAAAGAGCUGCUGCUUUUGCCGGAAUCUUGGGAAAUCAGUCUGCUCCACAAUCGGAGAAAGGCACUGAAAUCGCAAUGAAGAUGCAACUGCUGGAGGAACAGAUAGC
Molecule: messenger RNA, 1570 nt
Organism: Amoebophrya sp. A25
Lineage: Eukaryota; Dinophyceae; Syndiniales; Amoebophryaceae
Source: the annotation of a GenBank genome assembly